Messenger RNA from Daldinia caldariorum, 845 nucleotides. RefSeq names its product 40S ribosomal protein S17. Bases 205 to 642 code for a protein of 145 amino acids. The transcript has 5 exons. NCBI's taxonomy places the organism in Eukaryota, Fungi, Ascomycota, Sordariomycetes, Xylariales, Hypoxylaceae. Gene Ontology annotation, molecular function: structural constituent of ribosome. Gene Ontology annotation, cellular component: ribosome. Gene Ontology annotation, biological process: translation. The record is from RefSeq and is a predicted model, not a curated record.
UGUGUAUUGUAUAGAUAAUAGGAGGAGGUAAUAAUAGGGGGAGGUGAUUAGGACCCAGAGUUUUACCGAAUUUCCCCCCCACACAGAUUCUAAAUAUUCUUUUCGAGACAUCCCCAAGCUCAAGCGCAACAUCGACUGACAACUUUUUACGGACUUCCUUCAACAACCACACUCUCCUACUAACCCGCAGCCAAUACCGCCAAAAUGGGUCGCGUUCGCACAAAGACUGUCAAGAAGUCCGCCAAGGUCAUCAUUGAGCGGUACUACCCCAAGCUCACUCUCGACUUCGAGACCAACAAGCGUGUCUGCGAUGAGAUCGCUAUCAUCGCCUCCAAGCGCCUGCGCAACAAGAUCGCCGGUUACACCACUCACUUGAUGAAGCGUAUCCAGCGAGGACCCGUCCGCGGUAUCUCCUUCAAGCUGCAAGAAGAGGAGCGUGAACGAAAGGAUCAAUACGUGCCCGAAGUCUCUGCCCUCGACUUCGUCCAGAACACCGAGGCCGGCCAGCUCGACAUCGAUGUUGAGACCAAGGACCUGCUGAAGCACCUUGGCUUCGACAACGUCCCCGUCAACGUCGUCCCCGUCACCCAGCAGCAGACUGCUGAGCGACCUCGCAGAUUCGGCGACCGCGCUCCCCGAUAAACGGUGCAAAAAUAGCUACCUAUUGACGGUUUUCGUCGCGUGAAAGGAAAAAAGCGAAGGAAGGGUUAUGAUGGUACCAUUCUAGAUCCGCAAUUGACGAGAUCUUUUCCCACACAAGGUGUCCCCGAUUCUCCAGUGCAUUUGCUGGCGAUGACGGUUGAUGGCCAAUUCUUAUUCCCCCUUUUUUUGCCCUUACGUGACUC